This is a messenger RNA of Cyclopterus lumpus (lumpfish), 3477 nucleotides long. It is a transcript of the gene abcb8, whose product is annotated as ATP-binding cassette, sub-family B (MDR/TAP), member 8. Gene Ontology annotation, biological process: transmembrane transport. The record is from RefSeq and is a predicted model, not a curated record. Gene Ontology annotation, cellular component: membrane. The transcript is spliced from 16 exons. The coding region runs from base 924 to 3041 and encodes 705 amino acids. Gene Ontology annotation, molecular function: ABC-type oligopeptide transporter activity; ATP hydrolysis activity; ATP binding. Lineage: Eukaryota; Metazoa; Chordata; Actinopteri; Perciformes; Cyclopteridae.
UUGUAGUGAACACUCAAAUUAAAAGGAAAGUAGUCUCGUAACCUCGGCUACAUAUCUGUAGCUAGCUCCCCCAGCUCGAGCUGUUGAAAUCAGGAUACCGUUAGCUAAACAGCUAACGCUAGCUCGCUAACUCGCUGACGGUCACCGCUCUCGUAACCGUAGUAACGCUAAAAGUGGGCAGUUGAUAAUUAAGUACGCGAAUCUGUUGGCAGGGUAACCGCCGGGUGUUGCUAGCCGCCGUCGUUUGAGGUCACCGCUGCUCGCCGGUUAGCCCCUGAAUGAUUCAGCCAGUCCAGGGUGAAACGGUUUGUUUUUGUCCCCGACUUGGGUCUGAUGGUGGUGGUGUUGGAUCUGUUUUCGCCUUCCUCGGGAGUCCAACCUUGACCAGAGCUUGCGUAGACACACGCCGCUACGUUCACGUCACGACCACGCGUCGGUUGGAGGGGUUUUUGUCGCGAGGUCCGUUAAUUGAUUUCCCAAAAAUACCCCCAUCUACUGUGUGUGUGUGUGUGUGUGCGUGAGUGAGUGAGUCCACUGUUUUUGUCUUUCACGAAUAAAAUGUCAACAAAACGUCAUUUGCGUCACUUCCGGGUUUUUUCACCGGCGUCAUUUCCGGGUGUGAAUUGUAGUUUUUUCCUUUUUCCCUGACAACAAGUCGGCUUUACGUCGAGUCGUCUCAUGACUGUGUUGCACAAAUCGCUUAGAAUUCGUCCCUUUUGUCGUCUGUUGUGAAGCAAAGCACCACUUUGUUGUCACAAACAACUAUUUACAAUUUUUUUUUUUAAAGUCCUUCUGCAGCCGCAGAAAUGCACUCUGGGUCAGCGUCAACAUGGCAGCCUACAUGGUGCCCGUGGAUUACUGUCGGAGCUCAACGUCCUAUUGAAACACAAACGAGCUAGUUAUCGUUUCAAUAAGCCUCAGACAUGUUUCCGUUCCUCUGCUGCCGAGCGAGCAUCUCUGCCCCGGUGCGCUCAUUGUCGUUACGCACGCGGUGCAAUAAAACGGCAGACGUCUGGAAACUUUCACGGUGGUACACAUCUCCAGCAUACAGCUCCACGCAGCAGCCCGGAAAUGCCGUCAGCCGCAUUUGGAGCCUCACUCGGAGAGCUGCCCGCCGGCCCGCCGCCCGAACAUCCAAACCCCCGGGAGCGGCCCUGAAGUUCAUCCUGGGCCCGGCGGUGCUCACCGUCUCUGCACGACUGUACUGCCACGUAGCUCACUGCGAGGCAGAUGUGAAUAACAACAUCCCGCCGGGAGUCACGGCCAAAAACCCCGAGCCCGGGUUCAAGUGGCACAUCCUGUGGGAAUUUGUCAAACCUCAGCUUUUUGCUCUCAUCGGCGCCGUCGUGCUUGCUUUUGGUGCGGCUCUCUUGAAUAUUCAAAUCCCAUUGAUGCUUGGGAGUCUGGUGAAUGUCGUGGCCCGUUACUUGAGAGAGCAGACGGGGAGUUACGUCCACGAGAUAAGAGGCCCGGCGCUGAAAUUACUCGGACUGUAUGGCAUCCAAGGCCUGCUGACGAGUGGCUACAUCAUCCUGCUUUCAAGGGUGGGGGAGAGAGUGGCGGCCGACAUGAGGAAGACUCUCUUCGCGUCCUUACUGAGGCAAGAUGUGGCUUUCUUCGAUGCCAAUAAAACAGGUCACCUUGUGAAUCGUCUGACUGCUGACAUUCAGGAGUUCAAGUCAUCCUUUAAAUUGGUCAUCUCUCAGGGUCUGCGGAGUAUUACGCAGACAUUUGGAUGUUUGGUCUCUCUGUACGUCAUCUCCCCCAAACUCACAGGCUUGACGGUAGUCGUCCUCCCCUGUCUCGUGGGAGCCGGCGCGCUCAUCGGCACAUUCCUCCGCAAACUAUCCCGCUUGGCUCAAGAACAGGUGUCAAAAGCAACAGGAGUGGCAGACGAGGCGCUCGGCAAUGUGCGGACCGUGAAAGCUUUUGCCAUGGAGGAGCGGGAGCUCCAGUUAUAUGCAUAUGAAGUUGACAAAUCGUGUGAUAUGAAUGAAAAUCUUGGUUCUGGAAUUGCAGUUUUCCAGGGACUGUCAAACAUUGCCCUAAACUGCAUUGUCCUUGGAACAAUCUUUGCUGGAGGGACUUUAAUUUCUAACAAUGAAAUGUCCCCUGGAGACCUCAUGUCUUUCCUGGUCGCCUCCCAGACUGUUCAGAGGUCAUUGGCCAGUAUCUCUGUCCUUUUUGGACAGAUGGUGAGAGGAUUAAGCUCCGGGGCCCGGGUCUUUGAAUACCUAUCUCUGGUGCCUACUAUUCCUCUGGCGGGCGGAGGACGCAUCCCGUACAGUUCUCUGACAGGAAGAGUGGAUUUCAUGGACAUUUCAUUCAGCUAUCCAACAAGACCCGGCCAUCAGAUCUUGAAGAAGUUCAACUUAACGCUGCCAACUUGUAAAACUGUUGCCAUUGUUGGAGAAUCUGGAGGAGGAAAGUCCACUGUGGCAUCCUUGCUGGAGCGUUUCUACGACCCGACCAGCGGCGCCGUCUUGCUGGACGGACUUGACAUUCGAACACUCGAUCUGUCCUGGCUCAGGGGACAAGUCAUUGGAUUUAUCAAUCAGGAGCCGGUUUUGUUUGGCUCAUCCAUCACGGACAACAUCCGCUUUGGGAAACCCGAGGCCACAGAUGCCGAGGUCAUUAACGCGGCCAAGCAAGCCAACGCUCACGGCUUCAUCACUGGUUUCCCAGAUGGCUACAACACUGUGGUUGGUGAGCGAGGCGCGACGUUAUCAGGCGGCCAGAAACAGCGCAUUGCCAUCGCCCGCGCCUUGAUCAAGAACCCCCGCAUCCUGGUGCUGGAUGAAGCCACCAGCGCCCUGGAUGCCGAAUCAGAGCGAGUGGUGCAGGAGGCUCUGGACCGGGCAACAAGCGGGCGCACCGUGCUCAUCAUCGCCCACCGGCUGAGCACCAUUCAAGGGGCGGACCUCAUCUGUGUCAUGAGCAAUGGCCGCAUUGUGGAGGCCGGGACUCACUUGGAACUGCUGAGCAAAGGAGGAAUUUACUCUGAUCUGAUUCGCAGGCAAAGAGCCGAGGGGAAGAAAUGAACACACGAAAAAAAAAUUGUUUACUGUAGAUCUACACUGAGUAAUGGAAUUUCAUUUUUGAAUGACAUUCAUAGUAAAAGGCUCUCUUGAAGAGAUAAGUUAGGUGAAACAUGUCAUUUAAAUCUACCAGCUCUCUUGUCUAGUUGUACGACAAACUUUUAAAUGUAUGUAAAAGUGGACCAACUGGAUCAUACUGUGAUGAUUUACAAACUACACUACUGUACAGUGUAUACACUUAAAGGGGAUUUCCAUAACAUGGUGUUCUCUUGUCAUGUAUAGAAGAAUCAAUUAUAUUGUGUUAUAAAAAUCAAUAAACUCUGUUUCUACGAGGGUAUACUUUCUUUUUCCUUUUGUAUGGAUCAUAAUACAGAGAACAUCUAUGUCUAGCAGGUCAGAACAAACUAAACACUGAAUAAUAAACCGUAUAUGCUUUGUG